Ziziphus jujuba (common jujube) is the source of this 7662-nucleotide messenger RNA. RefSeq names its product glutamate synthase [NADH], amyloplastic. The transcript has 22 exons. Gene Ontology annotation, molecular function: iron ion binding; glutamate synthase (NADH) activity; flavin adenine dinucleotide binding. NCBI's taxonomy places the organism in Eukaryota, Viridiplantae, Streptophyta, Magnoliopsida, Rosales, Rhamnaceae. The coding region runs from base 601 to 7257 and encodes 2218 amino acids. The record is from RefSeq and is a predicted model, not a curated record.
UCUGCUACUCCAGGGAGAUCCCAACCGAGCAGAAAGAGGCUCUCUCACGUCGGUGCUCUGCCCACCUCUCCUCUCUCUCUUUCUCUCGCUCGCUUUUCUCUACCCUGCUCCUCUAUUUUUUUUUUUCCUCUUAAUUUUCGCUCGCUUUCACGGAAAAAUCGGUGGCCGUUUCUUCGAGGUCGAGAUUUAGAAGCCUAAUCUCGAAGAUUCUGUUGAAGAAAGAUAGGAAGAAGAAGAAGAAAGCAUAUAUAUAUAUAUGUAUAUAUAUGCUUUUUCCAGCGCGAAAACACCUGCGAUUUUGUUAACUUUUCUCAGCCGAAUCCUUCGUUUUAAAUCCCGAGAAAGUCGAUAUUAGUUCUCUUCAUUCCCUUUGGAAUCUUGUGUAGACACUGUGUCGGAUUUGGAACAGUUACAUAGAUCUGUUUAUUUCCCUUUGAAGAUUAAACAGGGACCUUCAAAAUCUCUCUCUUGUUUGGAUCUAUAAAUCUCGUAUUUUGUUCUAAUUCCUAUCUAAAUUGGGAUAAAAUUUUCCAAAGUUUGUAUAUAUUUUAAUAUAUAUAUAUAUUUGGAACCGGAAAUCUGAAAUCGGACUUUUGAAUAAUGUUGGCAACCCCGGGUUCUGUUAUCCAGCUCCGUGCAAAACCAUGUCUUACACCUCAGCUAAAUGGUAGGCAGCUAACGGGGCUCAGCGGCAGAGUUAGGAGAUGCUCUGCUACUAAUAAAUCCUCGAAUGUUGUGGAGAAGAAGUUCUUUGGGACCCGAUUAAGGGCGUCCGGAUCGGAAAGGCUCCAUCUUUGGAGAUCCGAUGGUCCCGGGCGGUCCCCGAAGCUUCAGGUCGUAGUACGCUCCGCUCUCUCCGCCGUUCCUGACAAGCCUCUCGGCCUCUACGACCCGUCGUUCGAUAAGGAUUCGUGUGGGGUCGGAUUUGUCGCUGAAUUGUCCGGCGAAAGCAGCCGCAGAACGAUUACGGAUGCUUUGGAGAUGUUGGUGCGUAUGUCGCAUAGAGGUGCUUGUGGUUGUGAAACGAAUACCGGUGAUGGAGCUGGUAUUCUCGUCGCUCUUCCUCAUGAAUUCUACAGGGAGGUCGCCAAGGAUGUAGGAUUUACCCUUCCACAACCAGGGCAAUACGCUGUUGGUAUGUUCUUCAUGCCAACCUCCGAAAGUCGAAGGAACGAAAGUAGAAAUGUAUUUACAAAGGUAGCUGAGUCUCUUGGACAUACUGUUCUUGGGUGGCGAGUGGUGCCAACUGAUAACACAGGAUUGGGCAAGUCUGCUUUGCUUACCGAACCUGUGGUGGAGCAAGUGUUCCUUACCCCUUCUCCUAGGUCAAAAGUUGACAUUGAGAGCCAGAUGUACAUACUGAGGAGGCUUUCAAUGGUUGCCAUUCGAGCUGUACUGAACCUUGAACAUGGUGGUGCUAAAGACUUCUACAUAUGUUCGCUUUCGUCAAGGACUGUUGUUUACAAAGGUCAGUUGAAGCCAAUUCAGGUGAAGGAUUACUACUAUGCAGAUCUUGGCAAUGAAAGGUUUACGAGCUACAUGGCCCUGAUUCACUCUCGAUUCUCAACCAAUACAUUUCCUAGCUGGGAUCGUGCUCAGCCUAUGCGUGUCUUAGGCCACAAUGGAGAAAUCAACACGCUUAGAGGAAAUGUAAACUGGAUGAAAGCACGUGAGGGACUUUUAAAGUGUAAGGAACUUGGCCUUUCAGCAGAUGAAUUAAAGAUGCUUCUUCCCAUUGUGGAUGUCAGCUCAUCAGAUUCAGGAGCAUUUGAUGGUGUGCUUGAGCUUCUUGUUCGAGCUGGCAGAAGUCUUCCUGAAGCUAUUAUGAUGAUGAUUCCUGAGGCAUGGCAAAAUGACAAGAAUAUGGAUCCUCAUCGAAAAGCACUAUAUGAGUACUUCUCGGCUCUCAUGGAGCCCUGGGAUGGGCCAGCUCUUAUAUCAUUUACUGAUGGACGUUAUCUGGGAGCCACUCUGGACCGGAAUGGACUGCGGCCAGGUCGCUUCUACAUCACCCACAGUGGACGAGUUGUAAUGGCCAGUGAAGUUGGUGUAGUAGACAUUCCACCUGAAGAUAUAUCUAGGAAAGGGCGACUUAACCCUGGAAUGAUGCUUUUGGUGGAUUUUGAGAAUCACAGUGUUGUAGAUGACGAGGCUUUGAAGCAGCAGUAUUCUCUGGCAAGGCCUUAUGGGGAGUGGCUUAAAAAGCAAAAGAUUGAGCUUAAAGACAUAACUGGUUCUGUUCAUGAGUCAGAGAGAGUCCCUCCUGCCAUAGCAGGAGUGCUGCCGGCAUCUAAUAAUGAUGAGGACAUGGAAAAAAUGGGCAUUCAUGGUCUCUUGGCUCCAUUGAAGGCUUUUGGUUACACGGUAGAAGCCCUAGAAAUGUUAUUGCUUCCCAUGGCCAAAGAUGGUGUGGAGGCCCUUGGAUCAAUGGGAAAUGAUACCCCCUUGGCUGUCAUGUCUAAUAGGGAAAAGCUCACAUUUGAGUACUUCAAGCAAAUGUUUGCUCAAGUAACAAAUCCACCAAUUGAUCCUAUUAGAGAGAAGAUAGUGACUUCUAUGGAAUGUAUGAUUGGUCCUGAAGGUGACCUGACAGAAACCACCGAAGAACAGUGUCAUCGUCUAUCUCUUAAGGGUCCUCUUUUAUCCAUUGAAGAAAUAGAAGCAAUUAAAAAGAUGAAUUAUAGAGGUUGGCGAAGCAAAGUUCUAGACAUAACUUAUUCUAAGAAUCGUGGUAGAAAGGGAUUGGAGGAGACAUUGGAUAGGAUUUGUGCUGAAGCCCGUGAUGCCAUUAAAGAAGGAUAUACCACACUAGUGCUUUCAGACAGAGCUUUCUCACCAAAGCGUGUUGCUGUAAGCUCCCUCUUGGCUGUUGGGGCAGUUCAUCAAUAUCUAGUUAAAAAUCUUGAACGUACCCGAAUUGGGUUGAUAAUUGAAUCUGCCGAGCCACGUGAGGUGCACCAUUUCUGUACUCUAGUUGGAUUUGGUGCUGAUGCCAUCUGUCCUUACUUGGCUAUAGAGGCCAUUUGGAGAUUGCAGAUUGAUGGAAAGAUACCACCAAUCUCUAAUGGUGAGAUGCACUCAAAGGAGGAGCUGGUUAAGAAAUACUUCAAAGCUAGUAAUUAUGGUAUGAUGAAAGUUCUUGCCAAAAUGGGAAUAUCAACUUUGGCUUCGUACAAGGGUGCUCAGAUUUUUGAAGCCCUGGGUCUUUCAUCUGAAGUGAUUGAGAGGUGCUUCGCUGGAACUCCAAGUAGAGUUGAAGGUGCGACGUUUGAAAUGCUUGCUCGUGAUGCACUUCAUCUGCAUGAGCUGGCAUUCCCCUCUCGUGCCUUUCCUCCAGGAAGUGCAGAAGCUGUGGCACUGCCAAAUCCAGGAGACUAUCAUUGGAGAAAAGGUGGUGAGCUUCACCUGAAUGACCCUCUUGCUAUUGCAAAGCUUCAAGAGGCUGCCAGGACAAAUAGUGUGGCUGCUUAUAAAGAAUACUCUAAGCUUAUUCACCAAUUGAAUAAAGCCUGUAACUUGCGGGGUCUUUUGAAGUUCAAAGACUCAGGGAUUAAAGUUCCCCUGGAUGAAGUGGAACCUGCCAGUGAGAUUGUCAAACGUUUUUGCACUGGAGCCAUGAGUUAUGGAUCCAUAUCACUCGAGGCGCAUACAACGUUGGCUAUGGCUAUGAAUAAGCUUGGAGGAAAAUCCAAUACAGGUGAGGGAGGUGAGCAGCCCUCUCGUAUGGAGCCUCUUCCAGAUGGUUCUAGGAAUCCUAAGAGGAGUGCUAUCAAGCAGGUUGCUAGUGGGAGAUUUGGAGUUUCAAGUUAUUACCUUACAAAUGCUGAUGAACUGCAGAUAAAAAUGGCUCAGGGGGCCAAGCCUGGUGAAGGAGGUGAACUUCCGGGACACAAGGUUAUAGGUGACAUUGCUGUCACCAGGAAUUCUACUGCUGGAGUGGGCCUUAUCAGCCCACCUCCCCAUCAUGAUAUCUACUCAAUUGAAGAUCUUGCUCAAUUAAUUCACGAUCUUAAGAACUCCAACCCAGGUGCCCGAAUCAGUGUCAAGUUAGUAUCUGAAGCUGGUGUUGGUGUGGUUGCUAGUGGAGUUGUGAAAGGGCAUGCUGAUCAUGUUCUGAUAUCAGGUCAUGAUGGAGGUACAGGAGCCUCUAGAUGGACUGGGAUCAAGAAUGCUGGACUUCCAUGGGAACUUGGUUUGGCUGAGACUCAUCAGACCUUGGUUGCAAAUGAUCUUCGUGGUCGCACGAUUCUGCAGACUGAUGGUCAACUAAAAACUGGAAGAGAUGUGGCUAUAGCUGCACUUCUUGGAGCAGAAGAGUUUGGCUUUAGCACAGCACCGCUCAUAACUCUUGGCUGCAUCAUGAUGCGGAAAUGCCACAAAAACACCUGUCCUGUUGGCAUUGCUACUCAAGAUCCAGUACUCCGGGAGAAAUUUGCUGGAGAACCUGAACAUGUUAUUAACUUUUUCUUUAUGAUAGCAGAGGAGUUAAGAGAGAUAAUGUCACAGCUUGGGUUUCGAACUUUAAAAGAGAUGGUUGGUCGUUCAGAUAUGCUUGAAGUUGAUAGAGAAGUUACUAGAAGCAAUGAGAAGCUGGAGAACAUCGACCUAUCCCUAUUACUUAGACCUGCUGCUGAUCUUCGGCCUGAUGCUGCCCAGUAUUGUGUCCAAAAACAGGAUCAUGGACUGGACAUGGCUCUGGACAAUAAACUCAUUUCUCUGUCCAAAGCUGCAUUAGAAAAGGCUCUUCCUGUGUACAUUGAUACACAAAUCUGCAAUGUGAAUCGUGCAGUUGGUACUAUGCUUAGUCAUGAAGUUACCAAGCGCUAUCAUGCAGCAGGACUUCCUACAGACACCAUCCAUAUCAAAUUCAGUGGUAGUGCAGGCCAAAGUCUUGGAGCAUUCCUUUGUCCUGGCAUCAUGCUGGAGCUUGAAGGUGACAGCAAUGAUUAUGUUGGUAAAGGUUUAUCAGGUGGAAAGAUUGUAGUUUAUCCUCCUAGGGAAAGCCAGUUCGAUCCAAAAGAAAAUAUUGUGAUUGGUAAUGUGGCUCUUUAUGGGGCCACAAGUGGCGAGGCAUAUUUCAAUGGAAUGGCAGCUGAGAGAUUCUGUGUCCGUAAUUCAGGGGCUAGGGCAGUUGUGGAAGGUGUUGGUGAUCAUGGUUGUGAGUACAUGACAGGUGGUACUGUCGUUGUGCUUGGGAAAACUGGCAGGAAUUUCGCUGCAGGUAUGAGUGGUGGUAUUGCUUAUGUUCUUGAUGUGGAUGGAAAAUUUCGAUCUCGAUGCAAUCCUGAGCUUGUAGAUCUUGAUAAAGUGGAGGAAGGGGAGGACAUUAUGACUCUUAGAAUGAUGAUACAGCAGCACCAGCGUCACACAAAUAGCCGCUAUGCCAGAGAAGUACUAGAUGAUUUUCAGAAUCUUCUGCCUAAAUUUAUUAAAGUUUUCCCCAGGGAAUACAAACGAGUUCUUGCAAGUAUGAAAGCAGAUGAAGCCUCCAAAGAAGCUGUGGAGGAUGCUGCUCAAGAAGCUAACAAGUAUGACGAUGGGGAGAUAAUGGAGAAAGAUGCUCUUGAAGAACUUAAGAAGAUGGCAGCUGCAACUUUAAAUGGGAAGUCAAAUCAGAAGAUACAAAAGACUGAAGCACUAAAGAGGCCUAGUCAGGUUUCUGAUGCUGUUAAACAUCGUGGUUUUAUUUCUUACGAGCGUGAGGGUGUUCAAUACAGGGAUCCUAAAGUUAGGAUGAAUGAUUGGAAGGAAGUCAUGGAUGAAUCAAAACCUGACCCGCUUUUAAAAACGCAAUCAGCUCGUUGCAUGGAUUGCGGCACUCCUUUCUGCCACCAGGAGAACUCUGGAUGUCCUCUUGGCAACAAAAUACCUGAGUUCAAUGAGUUAGUGUACCAAAAUAGGUGGCAAGAAGCUUUGGAGCGACUCCUAGAGACAAAUAACUUCCCUGAGUUUACUGGACGAGUCUGCCCAGCCCCUUGUGAAGGUUCUUGUGUUCUGGGUAUUAUUGAGAACCCUGUAUCCAUCAAAAGCAUUGAAUGUGCCAUCAUUGACAAGGCCUUUGAGGAGGGUUGGAUGGUUCCACGGCCUCCCGUAAAAAGAUCUGGGAAAAGGGUUGCCAUUGUCGGGAGUGGCCCUUCUGGUUUGGCCGCUGCUGAUCAGCUAAAUAGGAUUGGCCAUACGGUGACUGUGUAUGAGCGUGCUGAUAGAAUUGGUGGGCUUAUGAUGUAUGGAGUUCCCAAUAUGAAGACUGAUAAAGUAGAUAUUGUCCAACGGCGGGUCAACCUUAUGGCAGAGGAAGGUGUCAACUUUGUGGUUAAUGCUAAUAUUGGCGCUGACCCAUUGCAUUCUCUUGAUCGACUUAGAGAGGAGAAUGACGCCAUUAUUUUGGCGGUAGGAGCAACAAAACCAAGGGAUCUACCUGUUCCAGGACGAGAGCUAUCAGGAGUUCACUUUGCCAUGGAAUUCCUUCAUUCAAACACCAAAAGCUUGCUUGAUAGCAAUCUCCAGGAUGGUAAUUACAUUUCUGCAAAGGGCAAGAAAGUGGUGGUAAUCGGUGGGGGUGACACUGGUACUGAUUGCAUAGGGACAUCCAUCCGGCAUGGCUGUAGUAGCAUGAUUAAUUUGGAGCUUCUCCCAAGGCCACCACCAACUAGGGCUCCAGGAAACCCAUGGCCACAGUGGCCACGUAUAUUCCGUGUAGAUUAUGGGCAUCAGGAAGCAGCUGCUAAAUUUGGCAAAGACCCAAGAUCCUAUGAGGUACUCACUAAGAGAUUUAUCGGAGAUGAGAAUGGGGUGGUGAAAGGACUUGAACUGGUACGUGUUCAAUGGGAGAAGGAUGCCUCUGGAAAGUUUCAGUUCAAAGAGGUGGAGGGUUCCGAGGAGAUAAUUGAGGCAGACCUAGUUCUAUUAGCUAUGGGGUUCCUUGGCCCUGAGUCGACUAUAGCAGAGAAGUUGGGUUUGGAGCGUGACAACCGGUCAAACUUCAAGGCAGACUAUGGCCGUUUUGCAACCAAUGUGCAAGGAGUCUUUGCUGCUGGGGAUUGUCGACGUGGUCAAUCCUUGGUAGUGUGGGCUAUCUCUGAGGGGCGGCAAGCGGCUGCACAGGUCGACCAUUACCUCACAAGAGAAGAAGAAGGAGAAGACCACACCAUUAACUCUGGGAAUCAUGAAGAUCUUCUUCUAAAUAGGCAUCAAGAUUUAAACAAGAGGCAGCAAGACAGCGGCAAACACACAGUGAUGACGAAAGCAACACAGUGAUGAAAAAAGACAUGAUUUUUCAUUAGCACGUGGAUAUGGUGCUACAUAUAGAUUGGUUUUAGAUUACCUCAUGGAUGACCAUCAAGAGAUGUUAUGUACCCAUUACAGAGAUGAGUCCAUAGAACUUGAUGGUUAUGCAUAAAUGAAGUAUGAGGUAGCUUCCAUGGGUGGGGAGACAAGGUUUAGCAUAAAAAGUUGAUUUUGUGGAUCUAGGUAUACGUAUCAGAACUUUCAUCAUGUUUAAAUUUACCUAGUCUAGUUGCUUCAAUUAAGCUUUUGGGUUUGUUAUAAAUGAAUAAUGUACAGUUCAAUUUCCCUUUAUUGAUUUAGAAAUCACAUAGUGGGAAAUUUUUGAUAAUAUUAUUAUUUUUUUUUUCCCUAAAAUCACAUGAUGGAUAUUUCUCA